Cicer arietinum (chickpea) is the source of this 435-nucleotide messenger RNA. RefSeq lists its product as uncharacterized. Lineage: Eukaryota; Viridiplantae; Streptophyta; Magnoliopsida; Fabales; Fabaceae. Gene Ontology annotation, cellular component: nucleus; cytoplasm. Gene Ontology annotation, molecular function: ribosomal large subunit binding. Gene Ontology annotation, biological process: ribosomal large subunit export from nucleus. The record is from RefSeq and is a predicted model, not a curated record.
AUGUUUUCAAUCAGAACUCAUUUGGGCCAUCUUUUAAAGGCUGGUGAUUUAGCUCUUGGUUAUGACUUGUAUGGUGCUAACUGUAAUGACAUUGAAUUGGACAAGUAUAGAGGACAUAUUCCUGAAGUGAUUUUGAUAAAGAAGAGUUAUGAAGAGAUACGCCAGAAGACACGUGGGAAGCCUCGUUCUUGGAAGCUUAAAUCACUUCCCAUGGAGGUUGAUGAUAAGGUUAGAGUUGAACUGGAUCAUGAACAAUUCUUAAACGAUUUAGAAGAAAAUUCUGAUUUGCGGUCCAACAUACCUUUACACAAAAAUAAAGAAUAUCAGCCAUCAGAGGUGGUAUCUCUAACGGACGAUGAAAAACUUCUAAUGGAGAAGUUGAUGGCUUUUAAUCUCUAUGAGGAUGAAUAUGAGGAGGAUCACAUGGAAGAAUAA